Molecule: messenger RNA, 1429 nt
Organism: Pistacia vera
Lineage: Eukaryota; Viridiplantae; Streptophyta; Magnoliopsida; Sapindales; Anacardiaceae
Product: FT-interacting protein 3-like
Exons: 1
Source: RefSeq, a predicted model, not a curated record
CACUAUAGCAGCGAUCUCCGUCCAACUGCAAAACAGCUCUGGAGACCAUCAGUUGGGAUUUUAGAGCUUGGCAUUCUAAAUGCUGUGGGACUUCACCCCAUGAAAACACGAGAUGGGAGGGGAACUUCAGAUACAUAUUGUGUGGCAAAAUAUGGUCAAAAAUGGGUCAGGACACGAACCAUUGUUGACAACUUGUCUCCAAAAUAUAACGAGCAGUACACAUGGGAGGUUUUUGAUCCAGCUACAGUUGUCACUGUGGGUGUAUUUGACAACAGCCAGCUUGGAGAGAAGGGUUCAAAUGGUAAUAAGGACCUGAAGAUUGGCAAGGUUCGAAUUCGCAUCUCCACUCUAGAAACUGGUCGCAUAUAUACACACUCUUAUCCCCUGCUAGUUCUUCAUCCUUCUGGAGUUAAAAAGAUGGGGGAAUUGCAUAUGGCAAUACGAUUUUCAUGCACAUCUUUUGCAAACAUGCUUUAUUUGUACUCCCGACCACUUUUGCCUAAGAUGCACUAUGUGAGGCCAUUCUCCCUGAUGCAACUAGACAUGUUACGCCACCAAGCUGUAAACAUAGUGGCAGCAAGAUUAGGUCGUGCAGAACCUCCACUUCGGAAGGAGGUGUUAGAGUACAUGUCUGAUGUGGACUCACAUCUUUGGAGUAUGCGCCGCAGCAAGGCAAAUUUCUUCAGGCUUAGGACAGUUUUCUCCGGAUUAUUCUCUGUUGGGAGAUGGUUCGGCGACAUUUGUAUGUGGAGAAAUCCUAUUACAACCGUGCUUGUCCAUGUGCUCUAUCUUAUGCUUGCUUGCUUCCCCGAGUUGAUUUUACCCACAGUUUUCCUUUACAUGUUUCUAAUAGGGAUAUGGAACUUCAGGUACCGGCCAAGGUACCCUCCGCACAUGAACACAAAGAUUUCACAAGCUGAGGCAGUUCACCCUGAUGAACUUGAUGAGGAAUUUGACUCAUUUCCCACCAGCCGAAGCCCUGACCUGGUGAGAAUGAGGUACGAUCGACUGAGAAGUGUGGCUGGUAGAAUUCAAACUGUGGUAGGUGAUGUGGCAACCCAAGGGGAAAGGUGUCAGGCAUUGUUAAGCUGGCGAGACCCACGUGCCACUGCCAUAUUUGUCACAUUCUGCCUUGUUGCUGCACUGGUAUUGUUUGUGACACCAUUUCAGGUGAUAGCAGCAUUGGCAGGGUUCUGGGUGAUGAGGCAUCCAAGAUUUCGUCGUAGGAUGCCAUCAGUGCCCAUUAACUUCUUCCGUCGGCUGCCUUCCAGGACAGAUAGUAUGUUGUAAAUUGGACACUGGAUAUCUUUGGUUGGGGUAUCAGAACUUGUAAGUGCUUCAGCCAACUUCUUUAAACUAUUGCUGUUUCCUGCUGCAUUUCAUGCUUACUAACAUGUUAUGGUCAUCGAAGUUGUUGGUUGGAUAGACC